Messenger RNA from Impatiens glandulifera, 1257 nucleotides. Its product is annotated as F-box protein CPR1-like. The record is from RefSeq and is a predicted model, not a curated record. The transcript has 3 exons. Gene Ontology annotation, molecular function: protein binding. Bases 1 to 1257 code for a protein of 418 amino acids. NCBI's taxonomy places the organism in Eukaryota, Viridiplantae, Streptophyta, Magnoliopsida, Ericales, Balsaminaceae.
AUGAUGCUGUCGAAGAUGUCUCCAUUGCUGUCGAAUGACAUCUCGGUUCCAUUGCUGCCGGAUGACAUUAUAACAGACAUUCUUUCCCGAUUGCCUGUUAAGUCUCUUCUCCGUUCAAAGUGUGUAUCUAAAUUUUUUCUUGCCCUAAUUAGUAGCUCAUAUUUUAUCAAAAUGCAUUUGAACCGAUCUGUUCAAACCAAGGACAACCUUUGUCUCUUAAUGUGGGAUGACUAUCUUUACCAUUUGAAUUUUGAUUCCAUCGAUGACCACGAUCUUCCUCCGACUGAAGUCGAUUACAGUCCCUUGAGGUUUAAGGAUGGGGCCAUACUCUGGGGCACCAGUAAUGGAUUGGUCUGCAUGUCAAAUUCCCUUGACACUGUCUAUGUAUGGAAUCCAUCCACUAGGAAGUCUAUACAACUGCCUUUCUCACCACUUGAGAGGUCAAAAAUGUCACAACCGCUUUCCUUUUACCAAGAACGUUAUUUCCAAGAACGUGCUUAUGGUUUUGGUUAUGAUGAAAUCAAUGAUGACUACAAGGUGGUGAGAAUUGUGGUGCUUAAAAGGGAUUUUAGUGGAGAUCCCAUCGAUUAUGAGAUUAAGGUUUAUAGUUUGAAAACUAAUUCGUGGCAUAUGGCGGAUAAGUUUGGAUACUGUCCAAUCUUGUGCAGAACUAGAGACUCAAUAGCGGGUGGAGCAAUGCACUGGAUCUCAACCGUGGCGGAAUCAAAAUCGGAAUCCGAAAGACUGCUCGUUGCCUUUGACAUCAGCACUGAAAAAUACAGAAUAAUUCCACAGCCAAAGUACAACCAUGGUGCUCAUUUCUGUUUAUAUUUGGAUACUUUAGGAGAGUGUCUUUCUUUAAGUUGUCAUUACUACUCAUUAACUGUGGAGGUGUUUGUGCUGAAGGAAUAUGGUAGGAAGAAUGAACACUGGUCUAAGAUAAUUACACUAUCACCACCAAAUUUUUCUGACCCUUUCCACACUGUGAAAACUAUUUCUUAUUCAAAAUGUGGUAAGAAAGUACUCUUAGAUGUUGAUUUUAAGAGUCUGGUUUGGUAUAAUUUAGAACAGGGGGUAGUUGAGGGUACUAGGGUUCAUGGUACAGAACAAUAUUUUGAAGUAGACACUUGCUUUGAAAGUCUAGUCUCCUUCAAUGUUCCAGCAGAUGUAACCAUAACCAGUGCUAAGAAUCCUAAGAAAGAAGAUCCAACUAAUAUGAAAAAAUUUCUGUCAAAGGGUUUCAAGUUGGUUCUAUAA